Molecule: messenger RNA, 1055 nt
Organism: Strongylocentrotus purpuratus (purple sea urchin)
Lineage: Eukaryota; Metazoa; Echinodermata; Echinoidea; Camarodonta; Strongylocentrotidae
Exons: 3
Coding region: 410-910 (166 amino acids)
Source: RefSeq, a predicted model, not a curated record
AAAAUAAUGUGCGCUUUAAUCACGCAUGCUACUUUAUUUUCAAGAAAGCAUACAGUCAACGCAUCGACUACGUUACAUCGGUGCAGAGAUUACUUCUUCACUACUCUUGCUUUCUCAGACUGCUCAUAAUAUGGCGACCCAUGGAACAGGCAGGAGGGGAAGGGCCCAGGUCUGGAGCAAGCUAGGGCCCUCUGGCAAGCAGAACAAAAUGUUCUGCAAGCCGAUUGACAGGAUAAGAAAGGCGAGUGUCGUUUCUGCAGACAUUUUACAUUGACAAUUUUGUAGUUACACGCUGUUUCAUGUUUCUGUGCGGCUGGCUUGGAGAUCCUUGAAUGCAUGGGGGAGCCUCUUGCCCAUAUGAGUGUUACCAUGGUUACUGGAGCUGUGCUUUCCUGGACAUUACUUAAUCAUGCUGGCAUGCAUCUUCGGCGACUCGCAGCUGAGGGGGGUGGUGCAAGAGGCUGUACCCUUGCCCACCCACCCUAGAUGGCAGUUCAUAGUGAGCUCCACUCCAGGAGGCACGUGUGGACAUAUUGAACUGGAGUUCAAGUCCUUCGUCUUCCCUUGCAGACCCGAUCUGAUCGUCGUUGAAGCGGGGACGAACAACCUUCGCCAACCAGUCGAGGAAGCGGAAAUGGAGUUUCGUCACCUUCUCAGGAUAGCACGAAAGACGUGUGAGGUGGUGGCGAUCUCCAUUCUUCCUCGACUGGAUGGCCUAGGGUAUGUCGUCCCCAGCUUCAACGCAGCAUUUCAGAGGUCUGCAAGGGAAGAAGGUGCCUCCUGGGUGGAUCUCACGGAUAGGUUCCCAGUGCAGGAGCUCAGGCUGUGGGCAUACGAUGGUGUUCACCUUAGCGACUGCACUGGGAUGCCGCGCCUGACAGCUGCGGUCGCCGAAGUUUGCAGCCAGUGAUUCUUAAUUCAUAUAAUUCUUAAGGAAAAUGUAUAAGCUUUCUGUCAAUGUUAUUGGUAUGAUUGUAAUACAUUACAAUUCGCUAUACUACAACAUGAGGAUAAUUAUGAUGAAUAAAUAAAUGUUAAAUAGAUAAAUAACUUUA